AUGAAUACUCUUCACAGAGUCAGAGAUCAUGAACAGCGUGUCAAGGUAUCAGCAUUGCUGGGAUUUGACGAGAGCCGGAUUAUCGCUUUCCAAAUUGGCCAUGGCAGCCCUUCAAAGCUUGGCCUCAAAUUAGGACUGACCAUUCCCAGACUAAAAACAACCUCUGAAACUUCGACAUCCUAUUCCUAUGGCACAAUUCAGUCUCCCAACGAUUGGCGGCAUGAAACAUCAACAACACGGUCCACCUCAGCAAACGAUAUCCAGCAAUCAAUGCACUCGGAUCAAGACUCUGUUGGACAUUUUAGACGAUGGUCGCUGCCAACCCUACCAAGUUUCGACUCUAUUGCAACUGUGGAGGCCGUUGAACUGGACAGUAUUGUUGUGGUAGAUCAAGACGUCAUUUCUCCGGCUGCCGAACCUGUAAAUGAAGGAUUGUCACCAGAUGGAAUCUCAUGGCCAUCUUCAUCGCUGUAUGGAGCUCUGCCAACUCGGUCGCUGUUGGCCUCGUCUCGAAGCGUCCUCAGUAAAAGCAAUCGCAAGCUCGGCUACCUAUUCCCAGAUGCACCUCUUGAUAUCACGAUCCCGGAAAUCGAAGAAUUAAGACUUCCUGCUCUACUUUCCAGCAGAAUUCCGCUCCUGUGGUUCCUUGCAAUGACGCUGUACGAACAGAACGCUGAGAAUUUGCUCUUUUGGGUGGACUCGAAACUAUUUGAAGAAAAAGUACAUUCUAAUAGAGACAACUCGGCCGAGGUCAUCUUCCACACCUAUUUGGCAUCUGAUGCAGCACUCGAAAUCAAUGUAUCGCAUCGAUGUCUCAGAGUGGUAGUCGAUGGGGUUCGGAAAGGAACUAGAACGUGUUUUGCUCGUGCACGAGAGGAAGUCUUGGCCAACUUGGAAAUGGCAUUCUCACGAUUCUACCCGUCACAUCCGCUUUACGUGCUGAUGAGUACUGAUCUGGGCUUCUCGAGGGUUGCGAGCAACCAAUCUAUAUCCAAGAUCAAGCAAGUCCUUAUUACUGCAUUAGUAGAACACCCCGUUCACGAAAACAUGCCAUCUCAAAUCAGGCGUCGUAAUGAAUACUUGCACGCCAAAGUAAAGGCCGUAGCAGCUGAACUCUCAUAUGGAACCCUGAAUCUAUAG
Messenger RNA from Synchytrium microbalum, 1140 nucleotides. RefSeq lists its product as uncharacterized. NCBI's taxonomy places the organism in Eukaryota, Fungi, Chytridiomycota, Chytridiomycetes, Synchytriales, Synchytriaceae. The record is from RefSeq and is a predicted model, not a curated record. The transcript is spliced from 4 exons. The coding region runs from base 1 to 1140 and encodes 379 amino acids.